This is a messenger RNA of Aspergillus pseudonomiae, 1149 nucleotides long. RefSeq names its product putative S-adenosylmethionine-dependent methyltransferase. Lineage: Eukaryota; Fungi; Ascomycota; Eurotiomycetes; Eurotiales; Aspergillaceae. The coding region runs from base 150 to 1058 and encodes 302 amino acids. Gene Ontology annotation, cellular component: cytoplasm. Gene Ontology annotation, molecular function: protein-lysine N-methyltransferase activity. The transcript has 2 exons. The record is from RefSeq and is a predicted model, not a curated record. Gene Ontology annotation, biological process: peptidyl-lysine monomethylation; peptidyl-lysine dimethylation.
GUUCAAUUGCAACCUUGCCGCGGUUCUAAAUUCCGCGGGGUCUAAUUUUAUCUCCCGCGCGGCUCUCCAAACUUCCCGUCGACCAUUUCAACACGAAAAUUCCCAUAGACCACCACAGCGUGUUUCCCUGAACAGAAAGGAUCAAAAAUAUGGCAGAAGAAAGCCAUCCAAGUCACCUCGCGCCCAGCGAACUGGGAACCAAGGACUACUGGGAAACCUUCUACGCGCGAACCCUCACACACAUCUCCACAAAACAAACCCCCCAACAAGAGACCACGAACGCGGACUCCGAUGCCGAAUCGAUCGACGACGACGACGACCCGGGCACAUCAUGGUUCUCCGAACACAACGCCCCCGAUAAAGUGCUCCAGUUCCUGGCCGCCGAGGACUUCCCGCUGGCACCGUGCAACAACACGGGGGCCAGCCACCCCAGCAUCCUGGACCUGGGCACGGGGAACGGGAGCAUGCUGGCUCUGUUGCGCAAGCGGGGCGGGUUCCGGGGCGUGAUGGUCGGAGUGGAUUAUUCGGCGCGGAGCGUGGAGUUGGCGCGCGAGUUGCAGAGGUUGAAGAUGCAUUCGGCUUAUUUGACGGAUGAUGAGGAUGAGGAGGAGGAGGGUGCUGGGGAUGGCCCGGAGAUUCGAUUUGAGGAGUGGGAUAUCUUGCAUUCGGCGGAGGAGGUGGCGGAGCAGGGGAAGUUGGAUUGGUUUCCGUAUGGGGAGGGCGGGUUUGAUAUUGUGCUUGAUAAGGGGACGUUUGACGCUGUUUCGCUGUCGGAGGAGGUGGUUGAGGGCGAUGCGGAUGCUUCAGUGGCCGGGAAGAAGGUGCAGAGGCGGGUUUGUGAGAUGUAUCCGGGGGUUGCGAGACGGUUGGUGAAGAAGGGUGGGUUUUUGGUGGUUACUAGCUGUAACUGGACUGAGGAGGAGUUGGUGAUGUGGUUUACCAGGGAGAAGGAGGAGGGCGAUCGGUUGGAGGUUUGGGGGCGUGUUGAGUAUCCCCGGUUUAGAUUUGGGGGCAAGGAGGGUCAGGGAGUUUGUACGGUGUGUUUUCAGAGGGUUUGAUCAUAUACCCAGUGGGUUUGUAGAUAGAUGGAGUUUGUUUUAUUCUUUUUGAUGUUCUAUCAGGCUGUAUAGUCGUCACGUUUCAUCAGUC